CUUGGACCCGGGACGGGCGGUACCUUUAUCAGGAGGUGGAGCAGCUGCUCUUUGGAGAACGGGAUGAACCGCUCGCGCCAACGUUCGACUGUCAUUGAGCCUCCUGCGCAUGUGCAGAAAACCGUCCUGGUCCUUCGAGGUUCGGCUUCAGGCCGCACAGCUGAGCCCCGGGGUGGGCCUGGCGCCUCUGGACGGCAGUGCCCAGCAGGCAGCGCCCAGCAUCCCUGCUGUAGCCUCUCAGGGCCUAAGCAGCAGAACAGCAGGCAUGCUCAUCCCAGAAAGCCUCCAGGACCUGGCCAACAGUGAAGCCGUGCAGUUUCUCAAGAGGCCAAAGACGAUCGCGCGGAUCUUUGCAGCGGUCUUCUCCCUCAUCGUCUUCUCCUCCCUGCUGACUGACGGCUACCAGAACAAGACCAACUCUUCGCAGCUCCACUGCGUCCUCAACGGCAACAACGCGGGCUGCAGCUUCGCCGUGGGAGCCGGCCUCCUGGCCUUCCUCAGCUGCCUGGCCUUCCUCGCCCUGGACGCCCAUGAGGGCCGCGUCGCCAGCAGCCGCUUCAAGAGGGCCUUCCAGCUCCUGGACUUCAUCCUGGCCGUCCUCUGGGCAGGCAUUUGGUCCGUGGGAUUCUGCUUCCUGGCCAACCAGUGGCGGCGUUCACCACCCAGACAAUUCCUCCUGGGGAGCAGUAGCGCCAAGGCCGCCGUCACCUUCGCUUUCUUCUCCAUCCUCGUCUGGAUACUCCAGGCCUACCUGGCCCUCCAGGACCUCCGAAAUGAUGCUCCACUCUCCUACAAGCGCUCCCUGGACGAAGGCGGCGUGGUGCUGACCUCCCUGGCGUCCGCCGCCAGCCCUGUCAACACGCCCACCACCGGUCCCCACAGGCUGAGCUACACCGGCUCUGCUCUGUUCCCCCAUCUGACCACUCCGAAGGCCCCCCGCCUCACUAUGAUGCCCGACACCUACACAGCUCAUCCACACCAGUAAAGAGA
Messenger RNA from Kogia breviceps (pygmy sperm whale), 990 nucleotides. The record is from RefSeq and is a predicted model, not a curated record. Lineage: Eukaryota; Metazoa; Chordata; Mammalia; Artiodactyla; Physeteridae.